AUGGAAAAAGAGAGAAAACAAAUGGAACAGGAGAGACAAGAAAAAGCCAAAGAACUCCAGGAAAUGGAGGAGAAAAUUAGGUUCGAACAAGAGAGAAGAAGAAAAGAAGAACAAAUUAGAAAUGAAGAAGAAAUCAAUAAGAAAAAGGAAGUAGAAAGAUAUCGGGAGAAUUUUAACAAACAGAUUGAAAUUGUGGAUAAACAAAUUCAGUCAGAAAAAGAGGAAAAGACAAAUGUCGACAGAAAGCUGGAAGAAAGCAGAGAACAGCUGAGAAAACAACAAGAAGAGUGGGAGAAAGAACAGAAAGAAUGGUGGGAGAAACAACGACAAGAAGAAGAGACGAGACGAGAGGAAGAGCAAAAAAUCAAAGAGCUUGAAGAAAAGUACGAACAAGAAAAGCAAAUAUAUGAAAACAAACUUAAGGAGGAUCACCUCAGAAGAGAACAGGAGGAAAAGGAGAAGAAAGAACUGGAGGAGAAACAUAAGAAAACCCUGGAGGAGAUGAAGAAAAAACAUGAAGAGGACGCCAGAAAGGCAGCUGAAAAUGCCAAUGAAUCCCAAAAGAAACUUGUGGAGGAAUUAGCUUAUCAGAAGAAAGAAUAUCAGAAGGAAAUGAAUGAGUUACUGAAACAUGUCAUCAAAAGGAAUUCCAGUUAUUACAGGAUCAAGAGAUUACUGGAAAAACAGGAAAAUGAAAUGAAGAAAGUGAAGGAUGAGGAUAAAAAAGAGGAACUCCAGGAAACACAUGAAAAAGAAUUAGUGACGCUUAUGCAAGAAAUCUUAUCAGAAAAGAUCAAUGACGCAUCAGCCUGCAGCGUUAUGUGAUAAGAAACGAACAGUUUCAGAUGCUUCAUUUUAUGUCAGUAAAAACAAAACAAAAAUGAAUCAGUACUUCUUUAAAGUUCUGUUUACUUCCCCAUAUUUUGCAGCACAUAGAAAACACUUCUGGACAUUCAUUAUUUUCUAAAGCUAAAUACAUGUAUUCAUUUCCAAUGAAUACACAAAAAACAAUCGAACAAUAUAAGGGUAUGUUACAGAACUCCAUUUGUUAGCUUACAAAAACACUAAAGACAAGUUAUUAUACAAGCACUUCUUCACAUAAUUAUGUAAUUUAUUUCUGUCACCAAUUACAAUGAACAAUCACAGCAGAAUUUAUUAGUUCAACACAAAUCUCUGACGUCAGAUGCAGCCAGGCCACAAAAUGAUCCGAAAAGGGGAAAAAUGAAUUAUAAUAGUAAAAACAGUCAAUAAAAAAUCACAGUGGAUCGACAUGUUAUUUGAUUAUUACAGUAAACAAUAUGGCAGAAAGCUGUAAUACAGUUUUGUGUGAUCAUAAUAUACUUCGACUGCUAGUUAAUAGAGACUUAAUAAUGAGACAUGUAACUAUAGUUGUGUCUAAAUAUGAAAAGACAGUGGUAUAAUACAGCUGUUAUCACAACACAGUAUAUGUGUAUCAAGUAAGACUGUACUCAGACUGGCUAAUAUUAUCCAUCCAUCCAUUCGCUACCGCUUAUCCUUUUCAGGGUCGCGGGGGGUGCUGGAGCCAAUCCCAGCUGUCAUAGGGCGAGAGGCGGGGUACA
Messenger RNA from Haplochromis burtoni (Burton's mouthbrooder), 1580 nucleotides. RefSeq names its product vicilin-like seed storage protein At2g18540. NCBI's taxonomy places the organism in Eukaryota, Metazoa, Chordata, Actinopteri, Cichliformes, Cichlidae. The record is from RefSeq and is a predicted model, not a curated record. Bases 1 to 825 code for a protein of 274 amino acids. The transcript has a single exon.